AUGAAAAAAGAUUUGAAUAUUUUUUAUUUAUUUAUUAAAAAGUAGGAGAUACCAAAAAUUGGUCUUCAAAUAAGAGUAUUAUUUUUAUUUAUCGAAGCCAAACUCUAAUAGAAUCUAUUGACAAAUUAAUAUGAAAGGUGCUUUCAAAGAAAUUAAAGUUUCAAAAGGAGAUCGUUUAAAAUCUUCUGAGCAGAUUGUUUAAAAUCUUCUUAGCAGAUUGUUUAAAAUCUUCUUAGCAGAUUGUCCAAAAGCCCUAAUUUGAAACACUGAAAAACUUAUCAUUUAAUUAAACAAGUAUUCUAUUUUUAUUAAUGAAGCUCAAUCUUGA
Messenger RNA from Paramecium primaurelia, 328 nucleotides. The record is from the annotation of a GenBank genome assembly. NCBI's taxonomy places the organism in Eukaryota, Ciliophora, Oligohymenophorea, Peniculida, Parameciidae.